Molecule: messenger RNA, 1111 nt
Organism: Ascoidea rubescens DSM 1968
Lineage: Eukaryota; Fungi; Ascomycota; Saccharomycetes; Ascoideales; Ascoideaceae
Product: U-box-domain-containing protein
Exons: 4
Coding region: 75-1031 (318 amino acids)
Biological process (GO): positive regulation of proteolysis; protein quality control for misfolded or incompletely synthesized proteins; protein polyubiquitination
Cellular component (GO): cytoplasm
Molecular function (GO): protein-folding chaperone binding; ubiquitin protein ligase activity
Source: RefSeq, a predicted model, not a curated record
GGAACUGGUAAAGAGUCCAAGCAAAACAAGAACAAAGGAAAGAACUAUAGCAAGAUAGGAAUUCUAUUGUUGAAAUGAGUGCAGAGAGCUUGAAAGAAAGAGGCAAUGAAUAUUUUAAAGAAGGUGAUUAUGGAAAUUCCAUAAAGUAUUAUUCAAUGGCUAUUCAGCAUGAUCCUAGCAAGAUUAAUUACUUCACUAAUAGGGCAAAUGCAAGAUUCAAGUUGUAUGAAAAGUUAUAUCCAGACGAUACCAAACUAUCAGGUGAAAUAUUACCACAAGAAUUUUCCAUUCCUGAAGAACAUACUUUUAUUGUUAAUAAUGUUUUGAUAUCAAAUCAGUCGUUAUUGAAUGACAUUUUAAACGAUUGUCGAAAAGCUGUUGAAAUUGAUGGCUCAAAUUAUAAAGCAAAUUAUUACUAUGGACUAGUGUUGUUUAAAAUGAAUAGAUACGAACAAUCAUAUAAAAAAAUGAUAAGAGCGUAUGAAUUGGCAUUUAAGAUCAAUUCCCCCUCAGUCAUACAAAUUUAUGAGUAUAUCAUAAAACUAAGAGUGAAAAUUAGUUUUUUAGAUUAUUGGAAUUUUUUCAGAAAAUUAUUUCCACUAUAUGAACAUUUGUAUAAUUUAUUAUUAAAUGAAUUUAAUUCAAACAUUGAAAAAGUUUCUAAAAAAUACUGCUCAAAAAUUGAACUGAAAUUUAAAACCCAACGGCUACAAACUUUAUUCAAAACAAAUUUUGAUAAAAUUCUACAGGAUCCAAAGAUGAGACAAAAGAACUCGGAUGUAAAGCUAGAUGUGAUUAAAGACGAGAUUCCAGAGUACUUGGUCGAUCCCAUAAGCUUCAACAUAUUUAGUGAUCCUGUUAUCACACCCUCUGGCAAGUCCUAUGAAAAAUCUUGGUUGUACAAAUAUCUUCAUCGCAACUCAAUGGAUCCACUAACAAGAAAACCCUUGCGCAUUGAAGACUUGUAUCCAAACUUGGAUUUGAAGUGGGCCGCUGAGAGUUAUAUCAAGGAGCACCGACAAAUUGAGUAAAAACUCUCUUUGCUAAGGUAAUUACAUAUAAUAGUGUUACGUAAAAUUAAAAUAGAAAAUAAACACCUUUCAGAUUUCCA